Pisolithus orientalis is the source of this 1092-nucleotide messenger RNA. RefSeq lists its product as uncharacterized. The transcript has 7 exons. The coding region runs from base 1 to 1092 and encodes 363 amino acids. Lineage: Eukaryota; Fungi; Basidiomycota; Agaricomycetes; Boletales; Pisolithaceae. The record is from RefSeq and is a predicted model, not a curated record.
AUGGGUAACGAUCAUCAAGGCAUGAGUGAGGGUCACUUUGUUCCUGAUGAGUUGCCAGUCUCAAGUAUAGAGCUGGAUGUGCUGGGGAGUAAUGAGUUCUUGGAGGGUCCACCCACAAGUGAACCAUUCACUGCACAUGAGAGCAAAGGCCCACUCUCAGUUGCAGGCAACAGCAGGAUCAUCUACAUUGUCCAGUGGUGGGAUAAGACAGCAUAUUCAGGAGGCCUUGAGUUGAACAUUUCAAGGUGGUCCAAGAAUAAAAUGACUGGAGUUGCCCCAAUGACUUGCCAAGUGGGCAAGGGAACUCUGACACGUGGCCAAUUCUACCAGACUGGUCAUCCUUGGGUUGUCCUGCAGGUACACACUGGCCCAGUUUAUUCCGAGCAGUCAGAAUGGGGCCUGUGCUGGCCUGUGCCUCCCAGUGAGAAUUGGACAAAUGUGUUGUUGAAUCUAUGCUAUCUGGUGCAAUCCAUGCCAUCCAUUCCAUACUCUUGCUGCACUCACUAUGAGUACUACCCACUCCUCAUCAUGCUGGACCCUGCUCCAAACCUAUGGCCCAUUCUUACACUGAGAACUUGGAAGUGGCACCUAUGUGAGGCAGACAGUGAUGAGAAGACACUAGAGGCAGGGGAUCACCCUCAACUACCUUCCCAGGGAGAUGCCCAUCAAAAUCAGAUGGAUGACCACAUGCAUUUGGACAAGGUUGCAGAUCAGCAAGAUGCUGAUGAACAUAAGUCCUUCAAUAUGCUUUUUUUUUUCAAGAUGUUGAUGACAGGCUUGGAGAUUUUCAUGGUGACAAUGGGGCUGGAGAUUUUUGUGGUGACAACAGUCAUGGAGAUGUUUGUGGCAAUGAUGGGGCUGGAGAUGUUCAUGGUGAUGAUGGGGCUAGAGAUUUUCAUGGUGAUGAUGGGGCUGGAGAUUUUCAUCAUGACAACAGUCCUGGAGAUUCAUGGAAUCACAACCCACCCACUGGACAUGAUGACAACCAUCCACUUGCUCCACCUGUCUGUUCCCCCCUCCUGGACCUUGAUAUCGAGAAACUCAUUUGUGACACAUGCCUACCAAAGAUAUGGCAUGGCCUGCACUUCGUAA